Ophidiomyces ophidiicola is the source of this 858-nucleotide messenger RNA. RefSeq names its product Senecionine N-oxygenase (gene SNO1). The coding region runs from base 1 to 858 and encodes 285 amino acids. Gene Ontology annotation, biological process: pyridoxine metabolic process; pyridoxal 5'-phosphate biosynthetic process. The transcript is spliced from 2 exons. Lineage: Eukaryota; Fungi; Ascomycota; Eurotiomycetes; Onygenales; Onygenaceae. Gene Ontology annotation, cellular component: cytosol; glutaminase complex. The record is from RefSeq and is a predicted model, not a curated record. Gene Ontology annotation, molecular function: glutaminase activity.
AUGACGAUUACAGUGGGUGUUCUCGCCCUCCAAGGUGCUUUUCAUGAGCACUUGAAACUGCUCCAUGCGGCUGCAGACAGACUAGCCGCCCAAAAUACCCAGCAAUGGCGCUUUAUUGAAGUCAGAACCGAAGCGCAACUUGAGACCUGCGAUGCUUUGAUUAUCCCUGGCGGUGAGAGCACUGCUAUAUCGCUAGUAGCUGCUCGCUCAAAUUUGCUAGAGCCGUUGAGAGGGUUUGUUAAGAUUCACCGAAAGCCGACAUGGGGAACAUGUGCAGGCCUAAUUCUCCUAGCUGAAUCGGCGAACAGGACUAAACAAGGUGGGCAGGAACUCAUUGGUGGGCUGGAUGUGCGCGUAAACCGAAAUCAUUUUGGCCGCCAAACCGAGAGUUUCCAAGCUGACCUCGAAUUGCCGUUCUUAACAUGCCAAGACAAUGGCGAGCCAUCCCAACCAUUCCGGGGGGUAUUCAUUCGAGCGCCGGUGGUAGAGAAGAUCCUUCGCUUCAGUGACUCCUUACAAGUUGAGGAACAGCAGAAGCAAGGGACCGUCGUUGCGCCUUCAAGACAACCAGAAAAUAUCGCUGCCCUGGAAGCUAUGAGCGAUCAUGUCGAUGUUCUCGCGAAGCUAGCGGGAAGAGUGGCUAGGUUGGCAGAUAACGGUAUUCAUGUUGCGACUGACCCUGAAGCUGGUGAUAUUGUUGCAGUUAAACAGGGAAACGUCUUUGGGACAAGUUUCCACCCAGAGCUGACCGAUGAUCCCAGGAUUCAUAUGUGGUGGCUUCAGCAGGUUAAGUCCGCAACCCAGAAAGCAGAAGGGGCUGGAGGAGCACAGAAAGAAAACAAUUUAGCAUAUCGGUAG